Molecule: messenger RNA, 1506 nt
Organism: Penicillium brasilianum
Lineage: Eukaryota; Fungi; Ascomycota; Eurotiomycetes; Eurotiales; Aspergillaceae
Source: the annotation of a GenBank genome assembly
AUGGCACCUGAAAUCCUAGGCGUGUCGCCUCCGACCGACAAGAAACUUGUUAAAGAAGUUGCUAUCAAGUCGUUGACUUCGCUUGACGCAAGCAGUACGACUUUAACACGAUCGAGUCUUGUGCCUUUAUUCCAGGGGAAUAGCAUUGCAAAACUCAUAGGCGUUGCCGAAGCAUAUCUUGAGAACAAUAACCCUCCCACUCAUUUCCCCGAAACAGUACCUCAGUCUGGUCCAAACGAGGGAAUAUUUGAAUGCAGGGAUGCUGAGUUCUGGACGUGUGGGUUCUUCCCAGGCAGUCUUUACUGCCUUCUAGAAAGACUGAGAAAGUACCCCAGACCAUGCUUGCUUGGGGUCUCCUCGGACUCGCCAGUACCUGAGGAGUUCCAUGAGCAUCUUCUUUCCCAUCUUGCAAGUCUUUGUCACAAAUGGUCGGCACCCUUACACCCUAUGUCCGCUCGGAAGGAUACCCAUGAUCUUGGAUUCAUUGUUCAGCCUGCUGUUCGAAGAGACUGGGAGCUCUUUGGCCGGCAGGAUAGCUUGAACUCCCUACCUGCUGCCGCUGAAAGUCUUGCCAGCAGGUAUGAUGAGCGUGUUGGAGCCAUCCGCAGCUGGGACAGCUUCACAAAUGCACACCAUAACAUUACCAGCAUGGAAGAUGACUUCCUUGUGAUCAUCGACAGCUUGUGUAACCUUGAUCUUCUCUUCUAUGCCGGCAACUACACGCGAUCAUCCCGCCUCAUUUCUAUCGCUUCCACCCACGCUACUACCCUUCUUUCCACACAUCUUCGCCAGGAAAGCGUACCAAGUAAAGGCAAAUGCUAUUCAACCUACCACGCAGCAAAUUUCUCCCCAACCAAUAACGGGGCCAUUAAAAGAAAGCUUACUGCUCAGGGUUACUCCGACAGCUCAACAUGGGCCCGGGGACAAGCGUGGGAAAUUCUAGGCUACGCCCAAACAUAUUCCUGGACGAAGGAGCGGAAAUUCCUAGAUGCUGCGAUAGGUCUAUCAGAAUACUUUAUUUACCGUAUGGAAUCCUCCGCCAACGUGGUUGAGGCAGGAGGUUAUGGGCAAUACGUGCCUCUGUGGGACUUUGACGCACCGAUCACGUACACUACCGUCAAUGGCGCACAAGCUCCAUUGAGAGAUGUCUCCGCUGGGAUGGUUGCUGCCAAUGGAAUGGUUGUUCUGUAUGGACAGCUCAUGGGGAUUGGGGAAUACGAGUCUGCCUGUCGUUAUUUGGACCUUGCAAUGGCUAUUGCAAAGGACACGAUUGCACUGGCCUAUAACCGCGAUGAAAUGCGAUUGAGAUUCGAUGAGGAGAGCGGGAAGAUCAGAGUUGAUCCUUUGCAGGGAACCAAUGGUCGUCGGUUUGAUGCGAUUUUGGAAAGAUCGACCGCAAACUUCAACGAGAACCAUCCGGAUCGAGACUGGGAUCAUGGUCUGGUGUAUGCGGAUUACUACUUUUUAGAACUCGGAAAUCGCCUGCUGGAGAUGGGUUUGGUUUAA